Labrus mixtus (cuckoo wrasse) is the source of this 2393-nucleotide messenger RNA. RefSeq names its product ras-related protein Rab-39B-like. The transcript has 4 exons. Gene Ontology annotation, biological process: Rab protein signal transduction. Gene Ontology annotation, molecular function: GTPase activity; GTP binding. Gene Ontology annotation, cellular component: Golgi membrane. The record is from RefSeq and is a predicted model, not a curated record. Bases 510 to 1151 code for a protein of 213 amino acids. Lineage: Eukaryota; Metazoa; Chordata; Actinopteri; Labriformes; Labridae.
GGGCUAUUCUUACCUAACAAAUCCUCUGCUACAUAAUUGUAGAGCGGUAAAAGGUGAGUCAUUACUCUGUAAAAUGUUAUGUAAUUCAGGUAACCUCUAAACUUGCAUGCAAUGUAAAUAUGAGAUCUAUAUCUAUGACGCUUAGGAUCACUGGUGCGCUUUCUGUUGCCCAGUUACGGUAAUGGUGCUGAUGAGGGCGAGGAGGAGAUGUGUUCGUUAGAUGCUAUUGUGCUCUGCUGCCAUUUCACCCGUGCAUCUCCACCGAAAUAUCAACUGAGCUGCAUAAAUAAUUCUGUUCUAACUAUCUGAACACAACACAGGUUGGCAUAAUCUUUAAAAAACUAAAAUAAAAACCAAAGAAAGGACCUAAACUAGGCAGGGUAUUUUCUGUUAGCAAUAGGAGAAACCCUGCUUGUCCGGAGAAUCAUCUUUGGAGGAUAAGCAUCGACAUGGGCUUUGCUUUCCACAGGUACUGAGCUCUUUACUUGAUGAUUUGAUUUCAGUGAAACAUGGAGACGAUAUGGCUUUAUCAGUUUCGUCUGAUCGUCAUCGGAGACUCCACGGUCGGUAAGUCGUGUCUGAUCCGGAGGUUCACUGAGGGCCGCUUCGCCCAGGUGUCGGACCCGACCGUGGGUGUCGACUUCUUCUCCCGCCUGGUGGAGAUUGAGCCGGGCAAAAGGAUCAAACUACAGAUCUGGGACACUGCAGGACAGGAGAGGUUCAGGUCCAUCACCAGAGCCUACUACCGUAACUCUGUGGGCGGGCUCUUACUCUUUGACAUCACAAACCGUCGCUCCUUCCAGAACGUCCAUAACUGGCUGGAGGAGGCGCAGAGCCAUGUCCAGCCGCACAGCAUCGUCUUCCUGCUGGUGGGUCACAAGUGUGACCUGGAGGCCCAGCGCCAGGUGACCCAGCAGGAGGCGGAGAAACUGGCGGGGGCCUUCGGGAUGCGCUACGUGGAGACAUCCGCACGAGAAGCCAUUAACGUGGAGAAGGCAUUUGUGGAUCUGACGAGGGACAUCUUCGACCUGGUUCGUAAUGGGGACAUCAAGAUUCAGGAUGGAUGGGAGGGCGUGAAGAGUGGAUUUGUUCCCAACACCAUCCACUCCUCAGAGGAGGUCACCAAGGGCAGCCGGCAGUGCUUCUGCUGAUUGACCUGUCUUUGCAGCAUGAAGGGGGACAGGCGGUAAUACUCGGACUCCAUCAGUAAGAGAUCCCUCUCACCUCGACUGCUAUCAGGCUAGUUUUUUUUCUGGGGGGCUCAUAAAGUUUCCCUGCUCAGUUACAUACUUUACUUCUAUAUAUAAUACAUUGUUUUCUCUUCUGGUGCCUGUUUCUGGCUUUGUCCAAACCUAAGACACUUUGUUGAUGUUCCUAAAAGGCGUAGAAGCACAAGAAACCCCCCCCCCCCCCUUCCCCCUCACUGUUGCGUGUGCAUGUGUAUGUGACUUUAAUAACCCUGCAGCUGUUACCAACACUUCAGCUUUAACACACUUCUUGGCCUUUUCCUGAUGUGUACAGUUAUUCUCCAGUGGCCAGUUAUGUUGUGGCUGCACAUGUCUUUGAGACUGAUGCAUUCAGUGUUGUGUGUUAAUACUCCGAUGUUCAUUUCAAUCUGAAUCAGUGACGCCAAGUCUGAGCCAUGUUUCUUUUGUCAUGCGUCACACUCUGAGUACCGUGCGGUGAAGAGACAGGAAGAGAUUUUCACCGCUUGUGCUGCGCAACGAAUCCAAGUGGCUUUCUGCAUAACACGAGCGAAGGAUGAUGGAAGUGAACGCAAACAGAAGAGGUGUGAAGGUGUUUGUUUGUCUGGCUGUGACCUGCUAACGACUGCUGGAGAAGGAGUUUGCACUGUGAAAAUGUUGAUUUGGUACAUUUGUUUUCUGAAAAGAAAAGUCGACUGUAGCUGCUUACUUAUAGCCAUUCUAAAUCCAUUAUAGCAAGGAUGCUGAUAUUAAUAAGGUAACUACCAAGUUUGUGUUUAGUUUCUGUUCGCGUUACACCAAUAUAUGCCUUUUGUAUGGAAGCCCAAAGUGUCCAAUAUAUAUAUGCUGUUAUCUCAAAAUCACAAGUUAAUAGAUUUUUAAUUGAAAGUUGUCCCAUGGUAUUUGAUUUAUCUUUGGACAUUUUAAUCGAACAGGGAAACGUUUUGAUCUAUGGAUCUUCCUCAGGCCGAGGGAGACGUUGCCCUGUUUAUAUUAAAUUGCCCGUUGCUAGCCGAAGAGUGUGCGGACCUUUCUAUAUUUUCUGCAGUUAGCACUUUUCUGUACGCAUUUUUGCCUGGAUGUGUGCACAAACAUGAUCAUUUAUCACACAAAACGACCUUCUUUUUUUUUUCUCGAUUUCACAACAUACAGUAACUAUGGAGAAUUUUAAAAUGAAUGUCUGGUUCA